UUUGGGUAGGUCACCAGAACAAUGUCACGGUCCCGUAUCUCGAAGUUCUGAAGGCAGUCGAUGUUCUCUUCCUGCAGCAUGCUAGCUAUGAGUGGAUCAAUGAAAAGCUAGUGGAGAAAAUACUGAAGACCAUGGAAGAAGCAAGAGGAACAGACCGGGGUCGGGGCCAUUCACAGUCUCUCUCGCCCAGCCCAAGCCUAAAUUUGGUUCUAAUUGGUGAGAGAGAGGCGGGUAAGAGCGCAGUUGGAAACGCCAUCCUGGGCACCAAGGCAUUUGAUGAGGUGGGAGUGAAGACCAGAGUCAGUGUCCGCUGUGAAGGGGUGGUCAGGGGACAGCGGGUGUUGGUAGUGGACACUCCAGGAUGGGAGUGGUUCAACCUGGGCGGCAGCCGGGCAUCACCUGAACACGUGAGAAAGGAGAUGGUGGCUAGUAUGAAGCUGUGCCAUCCAGGUGCUCAUGCGCUGCUCCUGGUGGUCCCUCUAUCCUUCUCCUUUUCAGGCCGCGAGCGCCACGUCGCGGAGGAACAUGUGGGUCUGUUUGGUCCACAAGCUUGGAGCCACACACUGGUGCUUUUCACUGUGAAGGACACCAAGCAGCUGCAUCCAACCACCAUCCAGGAGGAAGUGGAGGACAACGCAGAGCUGGAGAAGCUGGUGGAGAAAUGCGGCAGGCGCUACCACGCCCUCUACAGUCAAACCGGCGGUGGGGAAGACCUAGUGGCUAGACUUCUGGCUAAAAUCCAAGCGUUGGUUUCUGCUAACGGAGAAUCGGUGAUCCUCAGUGAGGAGGUGAUGAAACUGGCCAGGGAGAGAGAAGAGGAGGAGGAGAGGCAAGAGGAGGUAGAGAGGAAGGUGAAGGAAGAGAGAGUGCGAAGAUGGAGGGAGGCACUCAGGAAAAAGGAGAUGGAGGAGAGGGAGGAUGAAGAAGAGGAGGAGAGAGAGGGACGGAGGAGAAGAGCUGAGACAACAAAGAGCUUCGAAGCUCAGGGCUCCUCAGAGAUCUUGAGCACCAGAUCAGACUCUUAUGUUUGUUGUAAGACACAGUAAUGCAGAAGAGAAAAAUGAAGGGAGGAGGAGACGACGGAGGAGUCCUGGAGAAUUUUCUUCUAUAGGAAACACGAGUCUUAACAAAACCUCUCUCUUUCUUUCUUUCUUUCUUUCUUUCUUUCUUUCUUUCUUUCUUU
Molecule: messenger RNA, 1183 nt
Organism: Pygocentrus nattereri (red-bellied piranha)
Lineage: Eukaryota; Metazoa; Chordata; Actinopteri; Characiformes; Serrasalmidae
Product: GTPase IMAP family member 4-like
Exons: 4
Coding region: 132-1046 (304 amino acids)
Molecular function (GO): GTP binding
Source: RefSeq, a predicted model, not a curated record